Paramacrobiotus metropolitanus is the source of this 1917-nucleotide messenger RNA. Its product is annotated as BTB/POZ domain-containing protein 2-like. Gene Ontology annotation, biological process: neurogenesis. The record is from RefSeq and is a predicted model, not a curated record. Gene Ontology annotation, cellular component: cytosol. The transcript has 6 exons. NCBI's taxonomy places the organism in Eukaryota, Metazoa, Tardigrada, Eutardigrada, Parachela, Macrobiotidae. Bases 254 to 1591 code for a protein of 445 amino acids. Gene Ontology annotation, molecular function: protein binding.
ACCGCUGAACCUGCGGCCUGCUAGUACUGUAGUUCCACAGACUCCAAGUUGAAGUCUGUAUUCCACAUUAUACAAAAAUUCAUUUUCUGUUUUUCAUCUACAGUUCUGCCUAAAGUUAGAGUAACUAGUCACUACGUAUUUGUGAACAGGAACUGCUUCAUUCUUCGAGUUAAUCGCUUCCUGAAUCGUGUGUUAGCUUUGGCGCUGUUUUGUUGUGUUUACCUUCCGUUUCGACAACUUGCACUGCAUUACGAUGUCCGAAGAAUCUAGCCACAAGGCCCAGAAGGACUGGCGCUCCAGCAAACACCUUCACAAGCGAGCGCGUUAUCUCUUGGAUCAUCCCGAUGAAGAAAUUCCCAGCGAUGUUACCUUUCUUGUGGGAAAUGGAGAUGGUCAACCAAAACAAAUCUUCAAGUGUCACAAAUUCGUGCUGUCCUUGGUGAGCGCCGUGUUCCAGGCGAUGUUUUAUGGGCCGUUAAGCCAGUCCACAGAGGAAACCAUUGAACUUUCUGAUAUUACACCGGCAGCAUUUCAGCUGAUGCUCCAAUACGCCUACGCUGACGACACGGAUUUUGAGAUUAGGGAAGAGAUUGCAACGAUGGAGAAUGUCUUGAAUUUAUUGUAUUGCUCCAAAAAGUAUCUCAUCUCUAAGCUGGCGAGGGCAUGUCGCGAUCACAUUCAGUCGUGGUUGGAACUGGUCCAUGCGGACAUUGUUUGCUUGAUUUUUCAGCAGGCUCGAUAUUUGGACGAAGAAAAUCUUGCGAUAAUGGCGUUAGCAGAAAUCUCGCGUUCCGCACCGUACAUAUUGAGUAGCGAAGGCUUCCUCGAUAUUUCCCUUCCUUGUGUGAAAGAAAUCUUGGAUCAGCCGAACUUGAAAGCAUCCGAAAAGGAGAUCUAUCAGCAUGUUUGCAAGUGGGUAAAGCACAAUGUUGCGAACGCCGCUGAUAAUUUACGCGAAUCCUUUGGAUCACUGUUGUAUUCCAUUCGUUUUCCAGCCUUCUCUGCUACUGAACUGUGUGACGGACCUGUAAAGGAUGGUGUGCUGACUGAUCGUAAUGUGCGCGAGAUUUUUGAACAUAUGCAUGGAACAGAAAAGCCAGUUCCGCCCUUCCUUGCCACGCCUCGAAUGUCUCCUCCGAAUCGGUACCACUGCAAAUUUACUUUUGUUAACACUAUGUUGAAAGACACGUGCUGGUCACCUUCUAACGUGUGGGUUAUAAUGUAUCCGGACUACGCUCCGGAAUGUUGUCGUUUUGUGCGGCAAAUCGUUGAAGGGCAUUUUCGCAUUCAGUUUGGAGGCUAUGCAAAUGAGUUUUCCAGUUGCAAAAGCCCUGGGCCAGCGGUAAUCGAAGAGGCUUCCGUGUUGUCACAUUCGGAGAUGGGUGCUUGCUGGUUGGAAUGGGAUGUUGGAGAAAAGAAUAUUAUUACUGGCCUUCGUAUAGCUGCUUGGAGGAAACCCGCUGCUAAUCACAGCGCGGUGUUUGGCUGUGUGAGAGAUACCGAUGAUAUUCAAGAUUUGUUCCGCAACGUGUCGUUUCUUCCCAAAUCAAGUACCUCUAUUAAGAACUUUCGAAUCCGUGAAGAAGAGUAACGGAAUUGUGAGAAAAUGUUGUAUAUGAAUUUUUGUUUGUUUGUGUUUUGCUUUAAAUACAGCCCUGCCGGGCCAAGUUGGGGCAGUUUUUUCUAAAAAUUACUACAUGUCUGCCGUCAACAAAUAAAUAAAUAUUUAUUUUUAACUUGAUUGCCGAAGGUGUCAGGCAUCUUUUGAACUAUAGGUCUCUUUGUUUAGAAGAUGCUUACAAUCACAGGGAGGUGAAAACUAAAGUCGACCAACUUAAAAAUACCUCUAAACCCGUAUGGAGUGACAGCUUACCUCCCACUCAUUAUUUUUUUAAAAAUUCGGUUGAGACCGUAGUU